GCGUCACUUGGCAAAAGAUGUCUGUAAGUGAAAUUCAACAUGUGAAGGGUGUGAGCUAUGGAAGCUUCUCUAGCUCUCAAACCACUAGGAUUAAAUUUAGGAUAUUUACUUCGUUUCCUAGCGAAUAUAAUUUCAGUGACAGUUAGUUGGCGCUAUUGACAAGAAGGUCUUCUUAAGUAAAAGCCAUUAGAGACAUUAGUGGCGGCAGAUUGGAAAAGAUAGAUGCUCCAGAGUUGGGGAGGAGAGAGAGAGUGGGUGUGAGGAGGCGCUGAAACACUUUAAGAAAACUUGUAGCAUGUGUUUUGAUUUAUUUUUUCAUCAUUCGCUCUGAUGGAUUUAUCCUAGUUUUGGAAUUUUUGCUCCUACCGACUUUGUACCUUUGUGGGCCUGUUUUGCAAUUAACCGCACGGGAGAUGGGUUUAAGCGAACCUAGCAAACAGAAAUAAUAUGAACUCAAAGAAUACGGAUCGGGUUUGAUCAUAAUGAAUCAUGAUGAAGGAAGAGAAUCGUAUUAUCGUAUGCACGAUUCCCAAAUUUCCCCAGCAUGGAUGGACCCGGAGAACUCAACGGCUCUUCACGUACGUCCGAAUCUUACUGAGGGCACUUCAUCCAGCCCAAAUCUUGAUGUAAUUGCAUCUAGUCCAGAUCUUCAGUGGCUUCUGCAGUCCUCUCUACUUUCCCAAUCGGAGACCAGCUUGGGAACAUUUUCCUCAUUCACACCCACCACCAUGCCCAUCUGCCCCUGUUUGUCACAGUGCUCCAGUCCUGACCCGUCCUGUAAUGGAGCAGUGGGGGACAGUUCAGUAGGACAUGCUAACAAACAUAUGUCCUCUGAGGAACUUGACAGGAUAAGGAUCCGCAGGGAAAGGAACAGAGUAGCAGCUGCCAGGUGUCGGGACCGUCGUCGGAUGCUUAUAGACACGUUACAGAAUGAGACGGAUCAUUUGGAACAUGUGAAGACUCAACUGGAGGAGGAGAUCGCUGCUCUUGAAAGGGAGAGAGAGAGGCUGGAGUUGGUUUUUGAGGCACAUAUGCCCAUCUGCAAGUUAAAUGACCUAAACCCAGAAUAAUUACUGAUGCUGGUCAUGUUUAGUGCUGAGUCUGCUGGUUCAGAUCAGCUGUGGAUUAUAUAACAUAAUAAGCGUAUAUUUGUUAAUGAAAGUGAAAUGUUAAAAUCUAUUUCAAUGAUACCUUGAGAAUUAUUAUCUUGCAUGCACAAUUUGUUUUACCUCUUUUCAUAAUA
Messenger RNA from Onychostoma macrolepis, 1243 nucleotides. RefSeq names its product FOS like 1, AP-1 transcription factor subunit b (gene fosl1b). Bases 483 to 1070 code for a protein of 195 amino acids. The record is from RefSeq and is a predicted model, not a curated record. Lineage: Eukaryota; Metazoa; Chordata; Actinopteri; Cypriniformes; Cyprinidae. Gene Ontology annotation, molecular function: DNA-binding transcription factor activity, RNA polymerase II-specific; RNA polymerase II cis-regulatory region sequence-specific DNA binding. Gene Ontology annotation, biological process: regulation of transcription by RNA polymerase II. Gene Ontology annotation, cellular component: nucleus. The transcript has 4 exons.